Nakaseomyces glabratus is the source of this 339-nucleotide messenger RNA. RefSeq lists its product as uncharacterized. Lineage: Eukaryota; Fungi; Ascomycota; Saccharomycetes; Saccharomycetales; Saccharomycetaceae. The record is from RefSeq and is a predicted model, not a curated record.
AUGAUGGUUGCAUCGAAGUAUAUUCAUCUCCCGCGAUUUAGAACAAUACAAUCUCCAAAUGACGAUAUUGAAAUGGUAACGAACCGUAUCCCUUUAGAAAAUGGAACAACUAAUGCUGAAUCCACAACUUACUAUCAGGUAAACAAGUACAUCAUUGCCACCGUUAUAUGCUGUGGGUUUGCUGGUAUAGCAAGUGAAUUGUUUCAAAAGAUAGCUUCACAUAACAAGAGAAGUUUCGAUGUCUAUGACAUCUAUUUUGAUAUGAUGGGAAGCGGAUGUGGAAUAAUUGCGGCUUACCUCCAUGAAAGUUAUAGCAACAGAAUUUCUAUCGAGGGAUGA